This is a messenger RNA of Suillus fuscotomentosus, 2557 nucleotides long. Its product is annotated as amidase signature domain-containing protein. The coding region runs from base 390 to 2108 and encodes 572 amino acids. The record is from RefSeq and is a predicted model, not a curated record. NCBI's taxonomy places the organism in Eukaryota, Fungi, Basidiomycota, Agaricomycetes, Boletales, Suillaceae. The transcript is spliced from 7 exons.
UGCCCUGUACUCUCUUUACUUUAUAACUCUCACAAUUUCUCCGCAGAUUUUCCAGCUGCUAGGCUGGAGGGUCUUCUAAAUUCUGCUCUGUUCUGGAAGAUACAGUUCAACGUCUUCUUUCGGCUUGCCUGUCAGAGGAUGUCUAAAAUAUAACAGGUGUGAUCAAAUCUCCAAUAUAUUUGACUGAGUGUAUUUUGAUAUCUCCGUCUAUUUAUUUUCAAUUAUGGCACCCUGAGAUCUGGUAUCGUACCUUCGGGUCGCAAACAGCCCCAUAUUAUGGCUAGUUCAUCACUUACUUAGGACCUACGAGAGGUACCGAAAGCUUUUAAUGAGGCAGAGUCUUGUGCGCUCAUGAUCGGUUUUGUGCCCCAAUCUCCGAUUUCUUGAACAUGUUCUUCCAGUCCCAACAUCAACGUGACUGCGCCGCCAAACAAGAGGAACGACAGAAAACAUUGGAUGGGUUGUCCUCGUCGUUCUUCGAGCCAUGCACAGAGUCCGAUAAUAAGGUGCUUGACUUGUCCCUAAGCGAACUAGUCCAACGCCAUAACGCGGGUUCACUGUCAACGGCGAGCAUUUUGAAUGCUUAUGGAAAGAAAGUGGUCUCAGCGCAGAAGGCCACUAAUUGCCUAGCCGGGAUCAUGAUUCAAGAAGCUCUAGUCCCGAAAGUUCCAGCUCCUUCAACUGGCUCUGACGGCACAGACAUUCCCGAACAACCCGCGAAACUCCUCUCCGGUGUCCCUGUCAGCAUCAAAGACUGUAUCGAUAUCGAAGGCUACGACACUACUGUUGGUUAUUCUUCUAAAGUUAAUCACCCCGCUUCGUCGUCUGCAGCGAUAGUCCGACUUCUUCAUGAUGCAGGGGCAAUCGCUCACGUGAAGACUACCGUACCCCCCGGUCUUCUCGGAAUGGAGACAUCAUCAGACCUUUUUGGGCGAACGAGUAAUCCGUAUAACGAGAAGUUCUCCAGCGGCGCUUCGACUGGUGGUGGGGGCGCACUUCUUGCAUGCAGGGGGAGUGUCAUCGAAAUCGGCACAGAUCUUGGCGGCAGCAUAAGGUUGCCCGCCCAUUAUUGCGGACUCUAUGCUAUGAGGUCUUCGAUAGGACGGUUUCCAUGUCAGGGAACGCAUCCCCCUGUACCUGGAUUAGAAACAGUGGCCACUACAUCCGCUCCAAUGUCUCGAAGACUGGAAGACCUUGAAGAAUUUUGGAAGCGUGUUGUGGAGAUGCGGCCAUGGGAGUAUGACCAUACGUGUGUUCCAUUACCUUGGCGACCCGCAAAUCUUCAAGAGACGAAGCUGAAGUUUGGAGUCGUUUGGGAAGACGGCAUUGUUCCUCCCUCUCCUGCUUGUCGUCGUACUUUGGAAUGGGUCUGUGAUGCAUUGGAGAAGCAAGGUCAUGAAGUAGUUGAUUUUGCACCCCCUAGCAUCCCAGAAGGUCUGAAUGCCGGAUUUCAGUUAUGUUUUGGAGAUGGGGGGGUUGCUUUCUUUGGUGCUGUGCGUAAGGACGAGAAACUUGAUCCCGUGAUGGUUGCUAUCAAGUCUUUGUUGGGGAUGCACCUUUGGCUCAAGAAGUUCUUGGCAAUGGUAACGCGUAAAACUACUGGUGAUGAGGUCUGGGCAUCUAUGCUCGAGACGAUUCACCUCAAAUCGCCAGCCGAAGAACGCGUGCUUGUCGUCUCCCGAGACGAGUACAGAGAAAAGUGGCACCAAGCAUGGGAAGAUGAAAGGUUCGACUUUUUGCUGACGGUUCCACAUUCAUUGCCCGCUAUCCCUGCUGGAACCGCAGAGAAGGUGACCCUAAUAUCUGCUGCCUACACGAUGAUUUUCAAUAUCUUGGACUAUACUGCCGGUGUUCUCCCAGUAUCUUUUGUUGACCGCCAGUUGGACGGGCUACCGAAAGAUUUUAUGAAGAGUUCCGACUACAAGAACAUGGGGUUGAUUUCUAAGGGUGCAUACUCUGUUUAUGAUGCGGAUAAAAUGCACGGCCUGCCCCUUGGCGUGCAAGUUGUCGGAAGGCGUUUUGAGGAAGAGAAAGUCUUGCAGGGGAUGAAGAUCGUUGAAGAUGCUCUCGAGGCAUGCGGUCGUAAGUUCAUUCCUCGGGAAUUCUAGGGUGACUUUGAACAUCGUUAAAUUGGAUCUUGACUUAUGUGAUAAACUGUGCACUAUCUUUGUUUAUUGUUAACUGUUCAUACUUCAUGUCCACUGUAGUCGUCGUACUGCAUUGACCUUGUAAUGAUUAUCCUGACUCCACAAUGUGGGGAGCCUCGGUUGUGUAUGCACGAAACAUCUAGCCAAAUGUGUGCCUGCCUUUUUAUGACAACUGAGGCUCAGCCAACCUGUUGGUUAAAAUUAAAGCUGCAGAGUAGAGGUACAAUAAUAGUCACGAUUUUAUUUGACCAUUUUAUUUCGUCAGCAUGAUGACAGUCAACAAGAAAAAUAGGCACGUUAUUGAGUGGCCAUUUUAUUUCGCACUCGGCAUACUGUAUCGAGUACGGAGUUUGAUAUGAGAGAGGGCUGCCGAAAUGCCGACUGAGUGAGAUCAACACACCCAGUACGAG